AUGGUGCUCCAGCACACAGUUUUGCCCUGGAGAGACUGGAGGCGGAAUGGAAAGGCGAGCGGACGCGAGAGAGACGCCAGCGCGCUGGCCCGACACCAAGCAUGGAUAACGGCCGGUGCAAAGACGCAGGAUGGUCCCUGGGAGCAACAGCACCUCCACGGCUGCCUGUGCGACCCUCAUCGAUUGAUCGUAUCAGUAGGAACUGUAUCAGCCGCCGCCACGAGCCACACACAACAACAUUUUGGGGCCAACCGCGUGAGAAUCCGUGAAAUUCGAGCAUAUGAAAACGAUACAGUGCAGAAGCGUCCAAACAAAACUGUCAACGCCGAGUUCGGACUCAUGGCUCUAUGA
Caenorhabditis auriculariae is the source of this 351-nucleotide messenger RNA. The record is from the annotation of a GenBank genome assembly. Lineage: Eukaryota; Metazoa; Nematoda; Chromadorea; Rhabditida; Rhabditidae.